GACACCAUUAACUCCAAUCUUAUUCUCUUUCAUUAUUGGGAUUACUUGCCUCUUUGGCUCUCCUACAAACUAAUUAAGGGACAUUAGGAUGUGUGAGAGACUUUUAUUGCGGUAUCGACCUAAAAAACUUAACCAUGGUGAGUGCAACACCUGCCUGUAGUAACUAGAGCCCAGUGCCAAAAAAACCUCCUCCUGAAUACAGGCUCACUUUCUGUGUUUCUAAAUGAAUGUGCCCUGUCACGCACGGAAUUAAAUGACGUCUAUUAUCCUUCAAAGCAAGUGUUAGGGCGGCUCUUCUCUCCCUGUGUGGAGUCCGUAUUCAUGCGCCGGAGGGGAGCUUUGCGCUCAUAGGGGAGGGACGAACGAAGUGAAGUUCGGAUCAGAUCAGGAAGGUGCGCACCGGCAGAGCGCGACGGACGGCACCAGGGGAGAGACGCGCGUUUUCGUGCCAUUACGCAUCGAUUCUCCCGCUCAUUAAUUGAUAGAGAUCAUUAAGGAGAAAGUGAAGAGGAUCCUAAAGCCACACGGGGGGAGAGAUGGAGCCGGCGGCGAGAUGGACUUUGCUGCUUCUUCUCGUGGGUUUGAUAGCGCGAGACUGCUUUUCAUCCAAGGCAGAGGACCGGCUCUUCAGGAAACUGUUCAGAAGAUAUAACCAGUUCAUCAGACCAGUGGAGAAUGUGUCUGACCCCGUCACUGUGGAGUUCGAGGUCUCCAUCUCGCAGCUGGUCAAAGUUGAUGAGGUGAAUCAGAUCAUGGAAACAAACCUAUGGCUCAGACAUAUUUGGAACGACUACAAGCUGCGAUGGAUGCCGGCGGAAUUUGACGGAAUUGAGUUCAUUAGAGUUCCAUCGAACAAGAUCUGGAGACCCGACAUUGUACUCUACAACAAUGCUGUAGGUGAUUUUCUGGUGGAGGAUAAGACCAAGGCUCUGCUGAAGUUUGAUGGUACCAUCACCUGGGUUCCUCCAGCCAUUUUUAAAUCUUCUUGCCCCAUGGACAUCACCUAUUUCCCCUUCGACUAUCAGAACUGCUCCAUGAAGUUUGGCUCCUGGACUUAUGAUAAAGCCAAGAUUGACCUGGUACUUAUUGGGUCUAAGGUGAACCUGAAAGAUUUCUGGGAGAGUGGCGAGUGGGAAAUCAUUGACGCUCCAGGCUACAAGCAUGACAUCAAAUACAACUGCUGUGAGGAGAUCUACCCAGACAUCACCUACUCCUUCUACAUCCGGCGCUUGCCGCUCUUCUACACAAUCAACCUCAUCAUCCCCUGCCUCCUCAUCUCUUUCCUAACAGUGCUGGUUUUCUAUCUCCCGUCUGACUGUGGAGAGAAGGUCACGCUCUGUAUCUCCGUCCUGCUCUCCCUCACUGUGUUCCUGCUCGUUAUCACCGAGACCAUCCCCUCCACGUCGCUGGUCAUCCCGCUCAUUGGAGAGUAUCUGCUCUUCACAAUGAUCUUCGUCACGCUCAGCAUCGUCAUCACUGUGUUCGUGCUAAACGUGCACUACCGCACGCCAAUGACCCACACCAUGCCGGAUUGGGUGCGCUCCGUGUUUCUCAGAGUGCUGCCGAGGAUUAUGCUGAUGCGGAGACCGAUCGAUGAAGACAGCAAGGCUGGGGGGUUGGACAGCAGUGGGGAGGCAGGAGGAGCUGGAGGGGGAGGAGGAGGCGGAGGAGGGAAAGGAGGGAAGAAAAGAAAGAAUAGCUUGAUGCAGCAGGUGGGCGGAGGCUCCCUCAACUGUCUGGAGUUCGGGGACAGUAAGUUCUCGUCUGUGGAGGGCUGCGCCGGGAAGAAAGGCCCUUGCCCCUGCCAGAAUGGGAAGGAGACCCCAGAGACACCGGACAUGGGGAAAAUUACACGUCAGCUGAGUCCGCAGAGCAUCAACACGGUGGUGGCCUUUUCUGUGGUCUCACCUGAAAUCAAACAGGCCAUUGAGAGCGUCAAGUACAUCGCUGAGAACAUGAGGAGUCGCAACAAGGCCAAAGAGGUGGAGGAUGACUGGAAGUACGUUGCUAUGGUGAUCGAUAGAAUCUUCCUUUGGGUGUUUGUGACCGUGUGCGUUGUGGGUACUGUGGGCCUCUUCCUCCAGCCGCUUUGUGGCUUUGUCUCCUAACUGACAAUCAAUCAGGGUUCACUGUUGCCCUGUGUCCACCAAUCCUGAACAAGGGACUAACUCUCAGUUCUCAGUUGACCAAUCAGAAUACAGAGUUUUAAGUCCUAAAGCACUACUUGGUGUGCUGGUUUUGCUUCUUGCCUAAUGCAGUGAACAGCGGCAACAGUAAAGUUGAGAAAAAGGGUUUCAUAUUUUAAGAUUGGCUGGUACACUGCGUAACUGAUACAUAACGCCUUCAUUUCUGCUUAUUUUACUGUAUCUGGAUAUCAGUUGGAUAAUGUGACAAAGUGUGUUCCAAUCGAACAUUUAAUAAUAAAGUAAACUUUGUUUUGCUUAGUUGUAAGUCAUAGCUAACAAGAAUAUAAUGUAUCUGUUUGGUUUGCCAGUAUGUGUAACAUGUUGUCUGGCCAGCAAGCUGUGGUUAGUUUAUUUUUUUCUUCUAAAUUUUACAUGCUGUCUUCACUAAAUUGAUUUCUAUUGCGUAAUAAAAACCCCAAAAAGGUAACGGUAAGGUAACUGAAAUUUGAACCAAAUAUUUCGUCGCUGCGUUUUAGCCUUGUAGUGUUAAUUCAAUAAUGUCGAGAGGUAAGUUUGACUUGGAAUCAAAACUUGGCACAUCCAGUAGUCCUUCAGGACUGGAACCUGAGAAUUAACAUUCAACAGAUAUGUAAGUGAACUGGCAACUUUCCACAUCCGGUAGACUUGACACAAACUCUCUACAGCUCUGAACUCAAUUCUGCAGCAGCCAGUUAACUCUCCACUCCUUGAGCUGACUGAUGACUGUCAUCCCCGCGCCCCGGUCUGAUUCAACAAGCUGCCCACUGUCAGAGCCAAUCGCGCUCACUGCUUUUCUGUGUCAUUUCCAAUCAGAGUUCUGAUUUCUGGCACACUUGGCAGCACUUAUAACAACUUACAAAUAAGGGCAGGCUGUUCUUCGUUUUUUUUUUGUAAUUAGAAACCAUGUGUUUAUAAAUGUUCUCUCUGAUUAAUGUUCCAAGAGGUAAUUGGUUAGCCUGGUAAAUACUGGAUUAAAUGGUACUUGAUUAGUUGCUCCUAAAAUAGCAUUAGAUCUUUUAAUUCGUGAGUGGAUUCUAUCAUCCAAUUUAAUGGCUAUUAAUUUAAUUAUUUGUUUUUCUGAUUAAGUUUAUAAUUAAGAGCAAACAUGUAACACUAGAAACAUUCAUGUCUGACACUUUAACUGCUUUAACCACCAAUGUUGUUGUCUGAUUACAGUACUGCUUAAUUUAUUCAAUUUUAUGUUAUCUUUUGGUUAUAUGAUGAAGAAAUGCACAACUCAUGCUGAAGGGAGAAAACGUGUUUGUAAAAAUGAUUUUUGACUUUCUUUUGACUUUGAACUUAAAAUAAAUGCAAUAUUUGUUCAAAUAAAGUGAACAGCAUUAGCUUGUAAAGGUUUUAAAAA
Molecule: messenger RNA, 3528 nt
Organism: Etheostoma spectabile (orangethroat darter)
Lineage: Eukaryota; Metazoa; Chordata; Actinopteri; Perciformes; Percidae
Gene: chrna6
Product: cholinergic receptor, nicotinic, alpha 6
Exons: 8
Coding region: 537-2108 (523 amino acids)
Biological process (GO): monoatomic ion transmembrane transport
Cellular component (GO): postsynaptic membrane
Molecular function (GO): acetylcholine-gated monoatomic cation-selective channel activity; transmembrane signaling receptor activity
Source: RefSeq, a predicted model, not a curated record